AUGAAAUUCAAAUGGGAUCGACCAGAAGACAUAUUACAAUGGACAAGUCUAGUUCAUGCUAGUAAUCCAGACUAUUGUAUAUCACCUAUCGAACUUGUUAAUGAGGAACUUAUACUAGCUUCUGGUGAAUAUCACAUGGUAUCUAAGGAUAAGGAUUUCAGGAAAAAAGACUCCCUAAGUAAUAAUACUGUAGAAGGUGAAUUGGAAAUUUUGCUUGACCUAGGAUUAAUAGACGAUGAUUCUCUUGCGGAUGUGGAAAAUUCUGCAGAUAAUUUGACUAAUCAAACAGCUGGGGACAAUACUAACAAUGUACAAAUUCAGUCAUCAAGGGAAUCAUUCCCCAAAAUUUCUCGCAAACAGGACAAGGUACAAGCCAUGCGAAGCGCCUCAAGAUCAAUGCAUUGA
Messenger RNA from Funneliformis caledonium, 405 nucleotides. The record is from the annotation of a GenBank genome assembly. Lineage: Eukaryota; Fungi; Glomeromycota; Glomeromycetes; Glomerales; Glomeraceae.